CGAGAUCUUGCACAGUAAUCCUCUCCCCACCCCCCGAAUCCCGACCGAACCCUCCUCGACAUGGACGCCGCCACCCCAUCCAAGCGGGCCAGGACCACGGCGGCGUCGGCUUCCAUCGCCAGCACGCCGCAGAAGCCCAAGAUCGGGGCGGCCACCUUGUUCGCCGACCAGGUCGCGACGCCGGAGAAGCCGGCCAAGAAGGCCCCGGCGGCGGCGUAUCCGAUCUGGACGCCGGAGAAGACGGAGCAGAGGCCGCUGCGGCGGAAGGGGUGCGCGGCAGUUGCAGAGGAGGAGGAGGAAGAUGAUGAUGAGGAGGAUGAGGAGGAGGAGGAGGAGGACGCGCUCGAUUCCGUCGGAAGGGAGCUCGGCGUCAGCGUCGGCGCCAGCGCCAGACGCAGUCCCGUCAAGCGCAGGCCCGAGGUCAAGCUGCCCGAAAGCUACGAGAUGCUCUGCGAGUUCUUCAACUGCUUCGAGAGCUCCACACGGCUCCUCCGCAUGAAGGGAUCCAAGGCGACGUUCCCCAACAUCUGUGCUAUCAUUCAGAAACUGACUGACCGGAGGUUUACCUACGGAAAUUUGGCACAGCUCAAGUACAUAAUGCCCGAGGCGUUUGCCAUCGACAAGAUCCUUUUGCGUGAUGAGAGUACCUGCUGUAUGAAGCCUGAUCUUCAGGUGAACCUGUUGGUUAGUGCGGCUAAGGGCAGUGAGAUGCAGAAGGGGGAAACCCGCUACUCGGCCUUGAGAAGGAUCUUCAGGCAGAGGGUUGUGGAUUUCUUCAAGAACCAUCCUGAGGGAGAUGACAUUCCGGAGCAUGAGCUGCCGCAUCCCUUUACUCAAACAAAACCAAGCAUGGUUCAGAUCCCCCUAAGAGCUGUUCCCAUAGCUUUAUCUACAGGACCAUCACCAUCUAUGGCUGAACAGCAGCCUGUUGGGAUGUCGCACAUGCCUCAUUCCUUCAAGAGAAUGUUCUCACAGAGAUCUUCAACCUGCCCUGCAACUGCCAGCGCAACCAGUUCACCGGCAAAUGCUGAGUCUACCACUUCAUCUCCAUUGAGUAGGAAGUCGGUGCCUGUCUCUGGUGGCACAGAUCACGAGUCCCAUGUUGCACUCAGGUUUGGUGCUUCAGAAGGAACUCCUGCCAAGUGUGCCUCUACUCCAGUGAGAUUGCUGGCAGCUACACCAGGCCUUCACACCCCUAAGAGGCCAAUCUCUGCUACAAUGGGUGACAGUCCACCUCUGACAGUGGCCAAGCGAUCAGCCAGGGCCAAAUUGUUCAUGACACCUACAAAGGAUGCAAGCAGUAUGCAAGAAGAGAACGAAAGCACUAGCACGUCUGUUGUUGAUGGCGAUGAUGAGUUGCUCAGUUUUCUUCCUAAGUCCGUCUUGCAAUCGGUCAAGGAGAAGGAAAAGAGGGUUUUAGAGGACAAGGUAACAGGCUCUGCCGAUCAAGUUCAAAGGCAGAAGCUUAUAUCGUCCCUGCCAAACACCUUUGACACUAUCUUCCUGAUCUAUCAGUCGAGGCAGCAGUCUGUAUUGACAAAGCAGGAACUUCUUGACAAGAUAAUUGAAAGUAACCCAAAGAUUUUGGACAAGGGUGAGAUUGAAGAGCAACUGAAAUUACUGCAAGAGUUCGUUCCAGAGUGGAUAUCUGAGAAGACUGCGCUAAGUGGAGGUAUCCUCUGCUGCGUCGAUACUUCACUUAGCCAGUCAGAGAUUCGACAAAGGUUGAACGGCGUCAAGUAGGUCAAAACACAAAACCAGUGUACCUUGUUUAGAAACUAGCAAUAUCAUAGUGCAGUUUUGUGCCUGGAGGCUAGAGGAUGACAGAAUAUACCAUGCUUGUUCAUGGCAAUAUCUUCAGUUCUGUUCAAGUUCAGACAGCUCUUGACUCUGUGGUGAUUGACAUGUGUAGCUGAGCUUUCCUAACAGCCGAUUGUGUUGUCUUUUUUACUUGUUAGUGUGUAAAUCCACUGUCUGUGAUUCUCUUUUGGAAGAAAUGAUGUAUAUGUUACCUUGAUGUGCUGCUAAA
This is a messenger RNA of Lolium perenne, 2029 nucleotides long. Its product is annotated as CDT1-like protein a, chloroplastic. Gene Ontology annotation, molecular function: DNA binding; DNA polymerase binding. The record is from RefSeq and is a predicted model, not a curated record. Lineage: Eukaryota; Viridiplantae; Streptophyta; Magnoliopsida; Poales; Poaceae. Gene Ontology annotation, cellular component: nucleus. Gene Ontology annotation, biological process: DNA replication preinitiation complex assembly; mitotic cell cycle; regulation of DNA-templated DNA replication initiation.